Messenger RNA from Echinops telfairi (small Madagascar hedgehog), 1696 nucleotides. Its product is annotated as aldehyde dehydrogenase family 3 member B2-like. Gene Ontology annotation, biological process: aldehyde metabolic process. Gene Ontology annotation, molecular function: aldehyde dehydrogenase (NAD+) activity. Gene Ontology annotation, cellular component: cytoplasm. NCBI's taxonomy places the organism in Eukaryota, Metazoa, Chordata, Mammalia, Afrosoricida, Tenrecidae. The coding region runs from base 32 to 1432 and encodes 466 amino acids. The transcript has 10 exons. The record is from RefSeq and is a predicted model, not a curated record.
GAAGACGUCAGGGCUGGAGCCCACACCAGGGAUGGACCCCUUCGCGGACACGCUGUGGCGGCUGCGGGAGACCUUCAGGUCUGGGCGGACGAAGGGGGCCGAGUUCCGGGUCUCACAGCUGGAGGCCCUGGGCCGCUUCCUGCAGGAGAAGAAGACGCUGCUGCAGGAGGCCCUGGCCAAGGACCUGGGCAAGUCCCCGUUAGAGUCGGACAUAAUGGAGAUCAUCAUUUGCCAGAAUGAGAUCACCUUGGCUAUCAAGAACCUGCCCAGCUGGAUGAAGGAUGAGCACGUGUCCACCAACCUGUUCACGAAGCUGAAUUCCAGCUUCAUCCGGAAGGAGCCCUUGGGCCUCGUCCUUAUCAUCAGCCCCUGGAACUACCCCAUCCAGCUGACGCUGUUGCCCCUGGUGGGCGCCCUGGCCGCAGGGAACUGCGUGGUGCUGAAACCUUCCGAGCAGAGCCAGAGCAUGGAGAAGGUCCUGGCUGAGGUGCUGCCCCAAUACCUGGACCAGAACUGCUUUGCAGUGGUGCGGGCUGGACCCCAGGAGACGCAGCAGCUGCUGGAGAACAAAUUCGACCACAUCUUCUUCACAGGGAGUCCCCACGUGGGCAAACUGAUCAUGGCCGCCGCUGCCAAGCACCUGACGCCUGUCACGCUGGAGCUGGGGGGCAAGAACCCCUGCUACGUGGAUGAUGACUGCGACCCGCAGACCGUGGCCAACCGCGUGGUGUUCUUCCGCUACUUGAACGCCGGCCAGACCUGCGUGGCGCUGGACUACGUCCUGUGCAGCCGCGAGACGCAGGAGCGCCUGCUGCCGGCCAUGCAGAGCGCCAUCACCCAGUUCUACGGUGAGGACCCCAAGGCGUCCCCGGACCUGGGCCGCAUCAUCAACCAGAAGCAUUUCAAGAGGCUGCAGGGCCUGCUGCGCUGUGGGCGCGUGGCCAUCGGGGGUCAGAGCGAUGAGACCACGCUCUACAUCGCCCCCACGGUGCUGGUGGACGUGCAGGAGACAGAGCCCGUGAUGCAGGAGGAGAUCUUCGGGCCCAUCCUGCCCCUGGUGACCGUGCGGGGCCUGGACGAGGCCGUGGACUUCAUCACCCGUCGAGAGAAGCCGCUGGCGCUGUACACCUUCUCCAACAACAGUCAGGUGGUGGAUCAGAUGCUGGCAUGGACUAGCAGUGGCAGCUUUGCGGGUAAUGAGGGUUUUACCUUCCUGACGCUGCCCUCCCUGCCAUUUGGAGGCGUGGGCCAGAGCGGGAUGGGCAGGUACCACGGCAAGUUCUCCUUCGACACCUUCUCCCACUUCCGCACCUGCAUGAUUGCCUACCCAGGGCUGGAGAAGCUUCAUGAACUACGCUACCCACCCUAUUCCCAGAGGAAAAAGAACCUCAUCACCUGGGCCCUGAACUCCCAGAGCUGCACCCUUCUCUGAUCACCUCCUCACCCUUUUUCCGUGCUACCAGGAGGCAGGCGGCCCACCCCGGAGAAUCGACACCCAUUCCUCUGGCUUUGUCUGGUCAGAUGCCUGACUGGGCAGGACCAGUCUCCUCUCAGACCCAAGUCCACUAGCUCUGUAGCCUCUUGAUCGGACCCUCUUCUUGGAUAUGCCUGGUGAUGAGGGGCCCGCCCCGUCCAAUUAGCAAGGACUUCCGGUGCCACCUUCUCUAAGUAAACCCCCAGAGCCUAGCAGCUCCCU